Molecule: messenger RNA, 1092 nt
Organism: Labeo rohita (rohu)
Lineage: Eukaryota; Metazoa; Chordata; Actinopteri; Cypriniformes; Cyprinidae
Product: protein-glutamine gamma-glutamyltransferase 5-like
Exons: 7
Biological process (GO): peptide cross-linking
Molecular function (GO): protein-glutamine gamma-glutamyltransferase activity
Source: RefSeq, a predicted model, not a curated record
GAAUCAAACACCAAAAACCACAACAAAGCCGCAUAUCAUGGAAGAGUUCAGCGUUCGUAGUAUCAGCCUGCAACAGGUGCAAAACCAGACCAGCCACAACACCGAAGGUCUGAGUUCCACCACUGUGGUUCUGCGGAGAGGACAGGCCUUCACAGUGGCUAUCAACUAUGAUGGACGACCAUUCGAUCCACUGAAGGAAAAAAUGAUCUUCAGAAUUACUUUAGGUCCACUGAUUGUGGAUGUCCCGGUCUCUAGGUUCGGACAACCCUCUCCGACUCAAUGGACUGCCGUUCUGGAGAGGAGCACCAUGGGCCUGACUGCCCUACGCCCGACUGUCCCAGGCCCAACUCUCCCACGUCCGACUGGCCCGGGCCCGACUGCCCCCCGUGCACUAUCUGUAUCGCUGUCCAGCCCUGCGUCUGCUUCUAUCGGUGUCUACACACUCGAGUUGAGAGUCGAGACCCACCUGGGUGUGAAAACACACUCGGUCGGUCAGAUCACGCUCCUCUGCAACCCCUGGUCCCAAGCUGAUUCGGUGUACCUGCAGUCUGAAGUUCUGAGGACUGAAUAUGUCAAGAGUGAUAACGGCGUGCUGUUUAAAGGAAGCCCCAGGAGCAUCUUUGCCAGAUCCUGGUCGUUCAAUCAGUAUGAAAAAGGAAUACUGGACAUCUGUAUGAAAUUGCUGCAGUUGAGUCCUCAACAUCAAGCAGACAUGAGAAGAGAUCUGCAGAACCGCAGCAAUCCGGUGUACAUCGGCCGUGUGAUCUCAGCGAUGGUGAACUCUAAUGAUGAAGAUGGAGGGGUGUUAACUGGAAAAUGGUCAGGUAGCUACAGCGAUGGCAUCGCCCCCUGGAUUUGGACCGGCAGCGCAGAUAUUCUCAAGAAGUGGGCAGAAACGCAGUUCAGUCCUGUGAAAUAUGGACAGUGCUGGGUGUUUGCUGCUGUCAUGUGUACAGUAAUGAGAGCCCUUGGCAUUCCGACUCGAGUCAUCACCAACUUCAGCUCUGGUCAUGACCAAAACGGGGAUAUGGUGAUUGAGGAAUAUUAUGAUGAGAAUGGGAAUAAGCUGCCCAUCGGCAAAGAUAGCAUCUG